Molecule: messenger RNA, 1014 nt
Organism: Coniosporium apollinis CBS 100218
Lineage: Eukaryota; Fungi; Ascomycota; Dothideomycetes
Exons: 5
Coding region: 1-1014 (337 amino acids)
Molecular function (GO): oxidoreductase activity, acting on NAD(P)H
Source: RefSeq, a predicted model, not a curated record
AUGGCAAGCCAAGGCUCUAACGUGGCAUUGGUUGCCGACAACCAGCCAGCGCUGAAUGAGUGUGCCCUCAGCAAGCCGGAACCUGCUCCAAACCAAGUCCUCGUUAAGAUUAGUCACGUGGCGCAGAAUCCAACAGACGUUCAGUCUUUUGACUCCAAGACCUUUGGAGAAGGAGCAGUGUACGGCUGUGAUUUUGUGGGCAAAGCCGUGCAGCUCGGUUCCGAGGUGACUCGCGUUGAGGAAGGCGAUGUGAUUGCGGGAGAGGUUCCUGGAAUCGGGGCUUACAGCCACUUCACUCUGGCUGAUGAGAAGAUUUGUUUCAAGCCACCAUCCAACAUCACGCCAUCUGAGGCUGUGACAGUGCCUCUUGCAGCCACUACUGCUUGGCUGGCGCUGUACUCAAAGCAAUGUCUGAACAUGAACCGCAACAAUCCUCAAAGCGUCCUGAUCUGGGGCGGGAGCUCAAGCGUAGGACAAUACGCCAUACAAUUGGCGGCAUUGUACUCCUUCGACGUGAUCACAACAUGCAGCUCCAAGAACUUCGAGCUGGUCAAGAAACUUGGUGCAAAGCAUGUCUUUGACUACAAGUCAGAAGAUGUGAUUGACAGAAUUAAAGAAGUAGCGCCAGAUCUGACGUUCAUAUUCGACACUAUUGGGUCUACAACAUCCUCUGGGACCGCGUCGAAGGCUGUCACGGGGCGUGGAAGGCUGUGCACUGUUCGUCCCGGGAAAGCCAACACAGAAAAUUUAGCAAACAAUGUGAAGGUGACCGAUGUGCUUGUAUGGACCGCGUUCUUGAAGGACCACUCGUAUGGCAAAUUCCACUGGCCUGCUUCGAUGGAUGAUCACUUGCUGGCAGCCGAGCUUUACGAGAAACUGCCCGAGUGGCUGGAGAGUGGAAAAGUCAAGCCAAACGCAGUUCUAGCUAUGAAAGGGCUUGAUUCUGUCAGUCGUGGGUUCGAGUUGCAUCGUCAGGGCAAAGUGUCGGGACAGAAGAUUAUUUACGAGAUCUAG